Molecule: messenger RNA, 1596 nt
Organism: Rasamsonia emersonii CBS 393.64
Lineage: Eukaryota; Fungi; Ascomycota; Eurotiomycetes; Eurotiales; Trichocomaceae
Product: Nuclear polyadenylated RNA-binding protein Nab2
Exons: 1
Coding region: 1-1596 (531 amino acids)
Biological process (GO): regulation of mRNA stability
Cellular component (GO): nucleus; cytoplasm
Molecular function (GO): poly(A) binding
Source: RefSeq, a predicted model, not a curated record
AUGCCACCUGUGGUGACCCUGGGCACGCCUCUGGCGGAAGCCCUAAGCAAUGUUGUGCAGCCCAAGCUGGUGGAAAUGGGAUGGAGCGCUGAUGGCGGCGAGGACUCGGCUCUAACAGAAUACGUGAUUCUCAUGCUUGUCAACGGCAAAACCCAGGAGCAGAUCGCAUAUGAGCUUUCAAACGACCUUCUCAACCUGGGUGAAGGUGACACGCAAGCUCUUGACUUCUCUCGCUGGCUCUUCGAACAGGUCGAGAUUCUUGAUAAACAGAUCAACGGCGCGUCCUCUACCUCCGAACAACCUCCCUCUACGCAAGCCAUCCCAUCCUUCAAUGACCAAGGAAACGCCCCAUCUCAACAGAACCAGCAGGAUGCGGAGAUGGGUGAAGCUUCGGGUCAAGGCGACUCUGUGUAUGUAUACCCCAGUCCUUUGACUCCAUGCAAAUCCCUGACUAACCGCGACUGGACUAGGCCAACGGGUCCUCGAGCCAUGCGCAAUGGCAGACAAGGUGGACGAGGCCGACUACUAGGCCAGAUCAACAAGAACAUGGAGCGAAGCGGCGAUUCGAUGCUCCAUCGCGUUCGCGCUCAGCCCGGGUUAGGGCGCAUCAAUUCGCACGCCCGUGAUUUUCACAAGGGUCCCAGAGGUCCACACGGAAGAAUGGGCCAAGGUCGACAAAUGGGAGGAAUGGGUCACGGGAUGCAGGGUGGACAGAUGCAGGGCUCUCCAGCAGGCAAUAUCAUGCAGAUGAGCCCGGAGAACCAGAUGCAGCUCAUGGCUCUUCUCGAAGAGCAAGCGAGAAUGAUGGCCCAGCUCAUGCCCGGCUUUAUGCCCCCUGCGGUGAACCCGAAUUUCCAACAAGGUGCACAGGGUCAGCAGGGUAAAUCUCUUUUUGAACGAGUCGAACAGCCGCAGCGCAACAAAGGGGGCGACUUCGCCGCCCGGGCGGCACAGAAUGGAAUCUCGGUCAAGAAACCUGAUGAGCAGACGGCGCCCGAUGGAGAGAUGGACACGACUGCGGAUCAGACUCAGAAGGAUGGUGAAAAGGGAGAAGUCAACACGGACACUGUCUGUCGGUAUAAUCUACGGUGUACAAAGAAGGAUUGUCCUUAUGCACACCAAUCACCUGCUGCGCCCGAAGGCAUUCUUGUCGACGUGACGGAUACCUGCCCUUUUGGUCCCGCAUGCAAAAACAAGAAGUGUACUGGACGUCACCCAUCUCCAGCCUUGAAGCAAGCUCAUCAAGCCGAAGAAGUUUGCCGCUUCUUCCCUCACUGUGCAAACCCUCACUGUCCAUUCAAGCAUCCUAGCAUGCCAUUAUGUCGCAACGGUGCUGAUUGCAAUGUCCCUGGAUGCAAAUUCACCCACCUUACGACGCCAUGCAAAUUCCAUCCCUGUCUUAACCGGAAUUGUCCCUACAAACACAAGGAGGGCCAGAAAGGCAAUUUUGCAGACAAAGUGUGGGUUGCGGAUGACAAGAAGGAGAAGACCCAUGUCAGCGAAAGGAAGUUUGUUGCAGAUGAGAAUGCGGAGGAGGAGUUGAUCAAGCCCGGCGCGGCUCCUGAAGGCUCCCAAGGCCAGGAGCUGAUCACUUGA